UAACGCCAUUUUCACGCACCGCGCAGUCAGUCAGUCAUCCAGCCAGCCAGCGGACUAGCGAGCUGUCAUCUGCACGGGCGACUAGUCAACUUUUCAUUUAGCCCCAUGAAGCCCCUCUUAAGUUAGUUUUACGGACUUGUUCCUGCCAUGGAACCAAAGGAAAACAGGCUUUUCUUGUAUGGCUCCGAGUAAAGCCAGUGUUUUGACAGUUAGGUUGGCUAGCUAUGUAGCUAGCUGGUCACCAUAAACGGCGGUUGAUGCAGUGAAGACCAGCGUCAGUCGGCAGAACAUAUUCCAGCCGGACACAGUUUGGAAAUUGUGUUUUAUAACUUAAAUAUUUUUUUUUACUUUUAUUGGCAAGUGUUGUCUGUCAACCCGACAACACCUCCAUUCAAAAAAGACGUGAUUUAGACGGUAAAAAAGGCGAGGAAAACGGACGUUACGGUGAAGCUACAUUGGCAACGGAUGUUCCAGAGAACGGAUGCGUGAGGACAUGUCCACCACGGUGUGUGUGAAGGAGGAGGAGGACCCUGGGGAGAAGCUGUCCCAGGAUGAGAUCAUCUCCCGGACCAAGCAGGUGAUCCAGGGGUUGGAGGCCCUGAAGCAGGAGCACCACUCCAUCCUGGGGGGCCUGCUGGGCACGCUGCGCUGCCUGAAGCAGGACGAGGAGGGCGUCCUGGUGGAGGAGAAGUCCCACAUGAUCCGCAAGUCCCUGGAAAUGCUGGAGCUCGGGCUGAGCGAGGCACAGGUGAUGAUGGCGCUGUCGAGCCACCUGAGCUCGGUGGAGUCGGAGAAGCAGAAGCUCCGGGCCCAGGUCCGCCGGCUCUGCCAGGAGAACCAGUGGCUAAGGGACGAGCUGGCCGGGACGCAGCAGAAACUGCAGAAGAGCGAGCAGAGCGUCGCCCAGCUGGAGGAGGAGAAGAAGCACCUGGAGUUCAUGAACCAGCUGAAGAAGUACGACGAGGACUUGUCCCCAUCUGAGGAUAAGGACUCUGAUUCCAGUAAAGAGACUCUGGACGAUCUCUUCCCAGAUGACCAGGACGACCAAGCCCCAGGCAUCCAGCCGACCCACGGCAGCGCUGCGGCGGCUGCUGCCCAGCAGGGAGGCUAUGAGAUCCCAGCCCGUCUGAGGACCCUCCACAACCUGGUGAUCCAGUACGCGUCCCAGGGCCGGUACGAGGUGGCUGUGCCCCUCUGCAAACAGGCCCUGGAAGACCUGGAGAAGACUUCUGGACAUGACCACCCAGACGUGGCCACCAUGCUAAAUAUUCUAGCCCUUGUUUACAGGGAUCAGAACAAAUAUAAGGAGGCAGCCAACCUGCUGAAUGAUGCCCUGGCCAUCAGGGAGAAGACUCUAGGCAGGGACCACCCAGCUGUUGCUGCCACCCUCAAUAACCUGGCCGUCCUGUAUGGGAAGAGAGGAAAGUACAAGGAAGCAGAGCCCCUGUGCAAGAGAGCGCUGGAGAUCCGAGAAAAGGUGCUGGGGAAGGACCACCCAGAUGUGGCCAAGCAGCUGAACAACCUGGCCCUGCUGUGUCAGAACCAGGGCAAGUACGACGAGGUGGAAUACUACUACAUGAGAGCACUGGACAUCUACCAGACCAAACUGGGCCCCGACGACGCCAACGUGGCUAAGACAAAGAACAACCUGGCGUCCUGUUACCUGAAGCAGGGCAAGUUCAAGCAGGCUGAAACUCUGUAUAAAGAGAUCCUCACCCGCGCUCACGAGAGGGAGUUUGGCUCUGUUGAUGAUGAGAACAAACCAAUAUGGAUGCAUGCUGAGGAGAGAGAGGAACAAAGCAAGGGGAAGCAGAAGGACGGCUCACCAUUUGGAGAAUAUGGAGGCUGGUACAAAGCCUGCAAAGUCGACAGCCCCACAGUGACCACCACCCUGAAGAACCUCGGCGCCCUCUACAGGCGCCAGGGCAAGUUCGAGGCAGCCGAGACUCUCGAGGAGGCUGCCAUGCGUUCCAGAAAGCAGGGUCUGGACACUGUGCAUAAGCAGCGCGUGGCGGAGGUCCUGAGCGAGCCGGAGGCCCGUGAGAAGCAGCGAAGCCGCGAGAGCUUGACCUCUGACACGGUGAAGUACGAAAGCGGGCCGGACGGUGGCGAGGAAGUGAGUAUGAGCGUGGAGUGGAAUGGGGCAUAACUCCAGAUGCCUUGUAAUGGUUCUAAAAACUUGUCUUCUGCAUGACGGACGCCUCACUUCGCCUCAACCCCUUCAGCUUCGCAGUUUUCUUCAACUAUGAACUCUGUCUUUCUCUCUCUCUCUUUCUCUCUCUCUCCUCCACCCCACCCCAUUCGGAUGUUCUGGUGGGGAUUCUUUUCACCGGUCGAAAUACAGUGAUAGUGUUGCUUUUAAACCCUCCUCUCUGCUGGGUUUUGGGGGGGGGGGGGACUGUGGAGGCAGCUUGUAUGUCUAAAUCCAAACCUCUGCUUCCUACUUGUCUCUGAAGCUCUGUGCUCGACUGUGUGUGUCUGCUGUGGGUGGGAGAGAACAGGGCUCUUUAUGACAACAUUAAACUCUUAUGUUGUUUCUGCUGCCAUUUAACACUAGCCUCUGCUUUUCUACUUCCUCUCUGGUGUCUUCUAACUGUACUUUCAUAUUGACUGUAGACUCAUUUAUUGUUUUUUUGGGGGGGGGAUUGUGUGGAGAGAUUGACAGUAUGCCCUUAAAUCUUGUCCUCUCAGCUGUCCUUUAAAGCCUAACUCUCUCUAUUUUGACCUGGACUCUGAACCUUCCAAAUCCCACCCAAACACAACAAUUCUGACCCAGAAUAACACCUGUUGCUUCAUUUCAAAGUUCUUUGCUUCCUAGGAGCUUAAAAGAAAUGGCAGAAAAAGGUGAUUGGCCGCUCCAAAAAUACACUUACCACACAACCUUUUGUCAAACACGUUCCAGGUAUAAAAUGGCCAGCGUUAAAGCUUUGAACACUUCAUCCACCCACCUCGCCGUCUCUUUCUAUGGAGGACAGAAGCUUCUCUUCUCCAUUCACUUUGAUUUAGCAUUAACACCAAAACGUCAUUAGUGAUGCCUCAAAGCGCAUAGUGAUUCGUAACAUGCUGUAAAUAACAUCAGCGUAACUCGUCAGCAUGAGCGAGAAGCAGCCUAGCUUGUGGCUUUAUUAGAGUUUAGGCAUUAGUUUUGCACUCUGUGGCAAUAGCGACCACAUCAACUAAUGUUGUGAUGUCACAGAGAGGACACGUUAAACCUAACAGGAUGCAUGCACAAUGUGUUUUCACUUCAACAUAAUGGGUUAUCUGAUAAAGUUAUGUUACUAAAUGGACAUUUUUUCAAGUAAAUGUCAUAAAGCUUUUGGCCUAAACAUGGUGCAUCCAGCCUGUUACCUUCUGUAUAUCUCUGUAUAUAGAUGUCAGGAUGGGUGGAGGUGGUGGGGCUAAGCAAGCAAUGUUGCAUUUGUUGGAAAUUUUGGAUUUGAAAUAGUCUCCCCAUCUCUGUUCUCGGCUCCUUGCUAAUGAUCUUUCUGCGUGUCCUUCCUGUCCUGUUUGUGCAUCUUUCUUAACUUCUAAUAAAACCUAAACUCUCUGCUCACCUGAAA
Perca fluviatilis (European perch) is the source of this 3560-nucleotide messenger RNA. RefSeq names its product kinesin light chain 1a (gene klc1a). The transcript has 14 exons. Bases 482 to 2149 code for a protein of 555 amino acids. The record is from RefSeq and is a predicted model, not a curated record. NCBI's taxonomy places the organism in Eukaryota, Metazoa, Chordata, Actinopteri, Perciformes, Percidae. Gene Ontology annotation, biological process: axo-dendritic transport. Gene Ontology annotation, molecular function: kinesin binding. Gene Ontology annotation, cellular component: kinesin complex; membrane-bounded organelle; cytoplasm.